AUGAAGGGGGAGAAGAACAGGCCGCUCUGGGGUUGCGGGUGGGAGGAGAAGGUAAAGGCACCUGAGCGGGAGGGAAGGAGGGAAGGGGAGUGGGCAGAGGGCAAGAGCUGGUGCUGCUGGUGCUGCUGGGGGGGGGGGGCGGCUGCUGCUGCUGCUCUGGGCUGGAGGCACUGCGCGGGCACUCGAGCGCAGGACCGCCCGGGACGAGGGCUGCCAUCUGUCAGAUCGUCCUCCCGCCCUCUUUCUCCGGCUCGAUUAUUUUCAGGGAAACCAUGGACAGCAGUCGAGCACACGACCGCGGCGGCAAAGUAUCGACUCACCUUUCCCCACACCCGCACGAGACGUAGCAACCUCGCCGUACCAGUUCUACGAGCUUCUGCCAGCGCAUGGCAGCGAGCCGUUUCCCGUGGAUGA
Purpureocillium lilacinum is the source of this 414-nucleotide messenger RNA. Lineage: Eukaryota; Fungi; Ascomycota; Sordariomycetes; Hypocreales; Ophiocordycipitaceae. The record is from RefSeq and is a predicted model, not a curated record.